Sorex fumeus (smoky shrew) is the source of this 5085-nucleotide messenger RNA. RefSeq names its product nucleoporin 160 (gene NUP160). The transcript is spliced from 36 exons. Gene Ontology annotation, cellular component: nuclear pore. Lineage: Eukaryota; Metazoa; Chordata; Mammalia; Eulipotyphla; Soricidae. Bases 7 to 4209 code for a protein of 1400 amino acids. Gene Ontology annotation, molecular function: structural constituent of nuclear pore. The record is from RefSeq and is a predicted model, not a curated record.
GCGAAGAUGGCGGCGGCGGGAGCCCUGGAACGGAGCUUCGUGGAGCUGAGCGGAGCCGAGCGCGAAAGGCCCCGGCGCUUCCGGGAGCUCACCGUGUGCGGCAGUGGGACCGCGGGCGCCCCGGGCGUGAAGCACAGCGAGAGCGCGGGCGGCUUCUGCUACGCCGAGAGCGGCAAGCUCUUCUCGGUCACCAGGAACAGGUUCAUUCAUUGGAAGGUCUCUGGAGAGUCCCUGGAGCUGGUCGAAGAGUCCCUGGACUUGAAUUUGUUGAAUAAUGCAGUUCGCCUUAAAUUCCAAAACUGCAGCGUCUUGCCCAGCGGGGUGCACAUCUCCGAGACACAGAAUCAUGUGAUAAUCUUGAUUGUGACCAACCAGACAGUGCACAGGUUACUCCUGCCGCACCCGUCCCGGAUGUACAGGAGUGAAUUGUUAACUGAGAAUCAGAUGCAGUCGGUGUUCACUGAUAUCGGGAAAGUCGACUUUGCGGAUCCUUGCAACUACCAGCUUAUUCCAGCGGUUCCUGGACUCGCCCCUAAUGCUGCCGCCUCCACCGCCUGGCUUAGCAGUGACGGCGAGGCUCUGUUUGCUCUGCCAUCUGCUUCCGGCGGGAUCUUCGUUCUAAGACUUCCUUCUUAUGACGUACCUGGGGUGGUUUCGGUGGUGGAACUGAAGCAGAGUUCUGUGAUGCAGCGGUUGCUCAUCGGCUGGAUGCCAACAGCUAUCAGGGGUGAUCAGGGCCCGUCAGAUCGUCCCCUCAGCCUUGCUGUACAUUGUAUGGAGCGUGAUGCCUUCAUCUUUGCGCUGUGCCAGGAUCAUAAGCUGCGAAUGUGGUCUUACAAGGAUCAAAUGUGCCUCAUGGUAGCAGACAUGCUGGAGUUUGUCCCCGUAAAUAAAGACCUUCGGCUCACCGCAGGGACGGGACACAAAUUGCGACUUGCAUAUUCCUCUUCCAUGGGACUCUGUCUGGGGGUGUACCUGCACGCACCCAACCGUGGCCAGUUCUGCGUUUUUCAAUUGGCGGGUGCUGAGAAUAACCGCUACAGUCUAGAUCACAUUUCCUCACUCUUCACUUCUCAGGAGACACUGAUUGACUUUGCCUUAAACACUACAGAUAUCUGGGCCCUGUGGCACGAUGCUGAGAACCGCACGGUCGUGAAAUACAUCAACUUUGAACAUAAUGUUGCAGGUCAGUGGAAUCCAGUUUUUAUGCAGCCUUUGCCAGAGGAAGAGAUCAUCAUCCGCGAUGAUCAGGACCCCAGAGAGAUAUAUUUACAGAGUCUUUUUAUGCCAGGACAGUUCAUAAAUGCGGCUCUGUGCAAGGCAUUGCAGAUAUUCUGUCGAGGAACUGAGAGGAAUUUAGAUCUCUCCUGGAGUGAACUAAAGAAAGAAGUUACAUUAGCUGUUGAAAGUGAGCUCCAAGGAAGUGUGACAGAGUAUGAAUUUUCUCAGGAGGAGUUUCGAAAUUUGCAGCAGGAAUUCUGGUGCAAGUUCUAUGCCUGCUGUCUUCAGUAUCAGGAAGCCCUGUCUCAUCCUCUUGCCCUCCUUCUGAAUACGCAGACGAACAUGGUGUGCCUGCUGAAGAAGGGGUACCUGUCUUUUCUUGUGCCUUCCUCUUUAAUGGAUCAUUUAUAUCUUCUGCCUGAUGAGAACCUUAUGACGGAGGACGAGACAGCCAUAUCCGAUGAUGCGGACGUUGCUCGAGAUGUCUUAUGUCUUAUAAAAUGCCUCCGGCUGAUUGGAGAAUCAGUAACUAUGGAUAUGUCCUUUAUGAUGGAAAUGAGUUGUUUGAACCUCCAGUCUCCAGAAAAGGCUGCAGAACAGAUUCUGGAAGAUUUGAUCACCAUUGAUGAAGAAAACGUGAUGGAGGAUAUUUGUAGUAAACUGCAAGAGAUCAGGAACCCUAUCCACGCAAUUGGGCUUAUCAUACGGGAGAUGGAUUAUGAGGCAGACAUGGAACUGGAAAAAGGAUUUAACCCAGCUCAGCCUCUGAACGUCCGGAUGCAUCUGUCACAGCUCCUGGGCAGCAGCACGGCAGGCACUGUUGUGUGCAGAAGCGUCGGUAAGAUCGCCAGCACACGCUUCCUCAUCUGCCGAGACCUGUUGAUUUUACAGCAGCUCUUGGUGCGGCUGGGAGAUGCGGUGAUCCUGGGAGCUGGCCAGCUCUUUCAAGCCCAGCAGGACCUGCUGCACCGGACGGCUCCCCUGCUCUUGUCAUACUGCCUCAUUAAGUGGUGCAGUCAGUGCCUGGCCACCGACGUUCCGGUCGACACACUAGAAUCUAAUCUCCAACACCUAUCCGUGCUGGAACUAACAGACUCUGGUACUUACACUGGCAGUAAACUCGUAUCCAGCCCUCAGACAAUCUUGGAGUUAUUCUUCCAAGAAGUUGCAAGAAAACACAUUAUGUCGCACCUCUUUUCUGAAGCAAAGCUGCCUCUGGGACAAAAUGGAAUGAAUUGGCCUGAAGUCAUUACAGCAGUUACCAAUUAUUUAUUGCAACUUCUAUGGCCCAACAACCCUGGUUCGCUCUUUCUAGAAUGUUUAAUGGGAAAUUGUCAGUAUGUACAGUUGCAGGAUUACAUUCAGCUGCUCCAUCCCUGGUGUCAAGCCAAUGUCGGCUCCUGUCGAUUUAUGCUCGGAAGGUGUUACCUGGUCAUGGGAGAGGGGCAGAAGGCUCUGGAAUGUUUCUGCCAGGCCGCCUCUGAAGUGGGCAAGGAGGAGUUCUUAGACCGUCUGAUCCGUUCGGAGGACAGUGAGAUCGUGGCCACCCCCAGGCUGCAGUAUUAUGACAAGGUCUUACGUCUCCUUGACGUUGUGGGUCUGCCCGAGCUGGUCAUUCAGUUGGCAGCUUCGGCAAUCACUGAAGCAGGUGAUGACUGGAAAAGUCAGGCUACUUUACGGACUUGCAUUUUCAAACAUCAUUUGGAUCUGGGUCACAAUAGCCAAGCAUACGAAGCCUUAACCCAAAUUCCUGAUUCCAGCAGGCAGUUAGAUUGUUUACGGCAGUUAGUGGUGGUUCUCUGUGAACGUUCGCAGCUGCAGGAUCUUGUCGAGUUCCCCUAUGUGAAUCUGCACAACGAGGUCGUGGGAAUCAUCGAGUCCAGAGCUAGAGCUGUGGACCUUAUGACUCACAGUUACUACGAGCUGCUCUACGCCUUUCACAUCUACCGACACAAUUACCGAAAGGCGGGCACAGUGAUGUUCGAGUACGGGAUGCGCCUCGGCAGAGAGGUCCGCACCCUCCGGGGCCUGGAGAAACAAGGCAACUGUUACCUGGCUGCACUCAACUGUUUGCGGCUCAUCCGCCCGGAGUAUGCGUGGAUCGUGCAGCCGGCAGCUGGUGCCGUGUACGAUCGCCCUGGCGCAUCCCCUAAGAGGAAUCAUGAUGGUGAAUACACAGCUGCCCCAACAAACAGGCAAGUUGAAAUCCUGGAACUGGAAGAUCUGGAGAAAGAAUGCUCGCUGGCGCGUAUCCGCCUCACGCUGGCCCAGCACGACCCAUCUGCCAUCGCGGUUGCAGGCAGCUCAUCAGCAGAGGAGAUGGUCACUCUCUUGGUUCAGGCUGGCCUCUUUGACACUGCUCUGUCUCUCUGUCAGACUUUCAAGUUGCCCUUAACACCGAUCUUUGAGGGGCUUGCUUUCAAGUGCAUCAAGUUGCAGUUUGGCGGAGAGGCAGCACAAGCAGAAGCCUGGGCCUGGCUCGCGGCCAAUCAGCUCUCGUCCGUCAUCACCACAAAGGAGUCCAGUGCUACAGAUGAAGCGUGGCGAUUAUUAUCCACCUACCUGGACAGGUAUAAAGUCCAGAAUAAUUUAUACCAUCAUUGUGUAAUCAAGAAGCUCUUGACUCAUGGAGUGCCUCUGCCUAAUUGGCUCAUAAACAGUUAUAAGCAGGUUGACGCUGCUGAGUUGCUCCGACUGUACUUGAACUAUGACCUUUUAGAAGAAGCCGUGGAUUUGGUGUCAGAAUAUGUGGAUGCUGUAUUAGGCAAAGGACAUCAGUACUUUGGGAUUGAGUUUCCACUGUCCGCAACUGCCCCAAUGGUAUGGCUGCCCUAUUCAUCCAUCGACCAGCUUCUGCAGGCUCUGGGGGAGAACACUGCCAAUAGCCACAAUCUCGCGCUGUCGCAGAAAGUUCUUGACAAAUUGGAAGACUACCAGCAAAAAGUUGAUAAGGCAACCCGGGAUUUAUUAUAUCGCCGGAACUUGUGAUCCAGAUGAUUGCCUGGCCUUUGUAACCAUGUGGUGCCUCUUGGGGCUUCAGACUUCCCCCGUGGGAACCCUGUACUGCAGGCUGAUUCUCCUGCCCAUAAAUGACUGGGACAGCAGGGACGUCGGGGAGUCGGCAUUCUGUGGGAGCGAUGACCACGAGGACAGGGGUGUCACUGGCCUUGUAUUUGCUGGCAGUGCUAAUACACUUGCUGGUUUUCAACCUUGGACUCAAACAGCUGCUUUUGUAUAUGAUUCACAAGCUUUUUUAGAGUUUAUAUUUUUUUAAAGUUCCGAAGACAUUCUUUAUCUGCAAAUUAAAACUCACCUUCACUUUCCUUACUAGCUCUGGUCGUGGGUUUGUUGUGGCUGAUCACCCAAAGCUGUCACAACAAAUCUUUUCAUUCUGUCAUGUCACUUUUUUGUAUUUCAAUGGAAUUAUUUUGGUCCAAAACUGACAUGUAUUUUCUGUAUUGCAAACAGGCAAAUGAUUUUGCAUACUCUUUGCAUUAUUUAUUGUGGAGUUUUUGUAGGAUAUUCAAUAAAGUAUUCAGUCAUUUGCCUAAAUUAAGCCUAAAAUGAUGACCAGCUUGUCAAACAAAUGCCUUACUUUGAAUCUGAUUCUGAGGCUAAAGUUAAGUAAACUCUUAGCUAAGAAAAAAAUUGGAAAUCCCUAUCUGUAAUUUUUAGAGUAAAUUGUUAACUUCUAUGAUGUAUGAUAAUCAAGCCGGACUUGAUCAGACUGUCUAAUAAUGUAUCGGGCCAAAACAGAAACUUGACUGGUCAGAUUCAAAAGCAUUCAUGCCAACCAACUGGGGGGAGGUGAAAAAAAUCUUGGAUUUUAUUCUGUAUAUUAAAGUUUAUCUUUUAAGGAAAUGA